This is a messenger RNA of Naegleria lovaniensis, 1563 nucleotides long. RefSeq lists its product as uncharacterized. The record is from RefSeq and is a predicted model, not a curated record. Bases 1 to 1563 code for a protein of 520 amino acids. Gene Ontology annotation, biological process: medium-chain fatty acid biosynthetic process; medium-chain fatty acid catabolic process. The transcript has a single exon. NCBI's taxonomy places the organism in Eukaryota, Heterolobosea, Eutetramitea, Acrasida, Naegleriidae. Gene Ontology annotation, molecular function: monoacylglycerol lipase activity; acetylesterase activity.
AUGUCUUCGGAGCAAAGCCAAUACUCAUCAUCAUCAAACAAGCAACGAGAAUAUUUCAAUGAAUUCAGAAAGAAGAAACGAGAAAGCUUUUUUAAAAGACAUUCAAAAACUAAAUUGUUGAAAUGGGGUGUUUUGGGAUUUAUUGGAUACUAUGGAUUGUUCGUGUGCCAAAAGCCAUGGGUUUACUCUCCGAAUCAGCAAGUGCUCAAUAAUGCUGAUGCUUUUCAGGAACAUUUAAAGAGAACGGUGCCGAAUUUUAAUAAGAGAUUCUGUCCAACACCAUGGUUGAUUAAUGCUCAUGCUCAAACAACAUUUGGUGGAGCUGUACGCCAUAUUAUUGAUGAUCAAGAUGAAUCCUCCUUUAAAAAGAAACGAAAUCAAUACGAGUUUGAGGAUGGAGCCAUCAUUAAUUUGGAUUGGUUUGAACCAUCGGAAUCGCUCACAAAUACUGCUUCGAAUAGUCUUGAAGCAUCAACAAGUAACAUGGGAGCAGUCGGCAGAGGAAAUCAAUCGAAUUAUGCUCAAUCUGGCAGAAAAUCAAACACAACAAUAUUCAUCAUUCCUGGUUUGUCAGGAGGAACAAAUGCUGUUGGAGUCAAACACUUAAUUUCAAGUUUCGUUAAGGCAGGCUACAGGUGUGUGGUGAUGGAUUACAAAUCUGUUUCUCCAACGGAACCAACUACAAUUCAUCACGGCCACCAUACCACACAUCCAGUGACUCCAGAAGGAGAACCAGUGGAUUUGGACCAACCCAAUCGAAACCAUUCUCCAUCCACUCACGUUAUUCCAGGCCUUACUCACACGGUGAAGGAUAUUAGAAACGUUAUUCAAUUAGUAAGAAAGGAGGUUGGCCCUGAUGAAACAUUGGUUGGAGUUGGAAUGUCACUUGGGGCAAACACGUUACUUACAUAUUUAUCAGAGCACGUGGGAAAGAAUGCACCCAAAUAUCAAGGAGCUAAAAAACUAAAGAAUCAUGAAAAAAUUCUUCCAAAUGAUGAUCAUGACGAGUCAAGAAACGAAUUUGCGUAUGCUAUUUCGAUAGGAAAUCCAUUUGACCUUAAUGCUGCCACCCUUAAAUUACAAUCCAACCUUUUCCAAAGAUUAAUUUAUGAUAAAGCAUAUGCUGAAGAGCGCUUCAUGUGCUACGAGAGAAAUAAGGGAUUAUUACCCGAAGAGUAUGUCCAAAUUUUGUCUACCAUCCGCUCAACCAGAGACUUGGAUGAUAAGAUUAACAGACAUUUAUCGAAUCCAAAAUUCGAUUCAGUGGAAGAGUUUUAUAAUUUUCACAGUUGCAAAGACAAGCUCAAAAACAUUACCAUUCCCACAAUUUGCAUCAAUGCUCUAGACGAUCCAAUUUCCACAUAUGAAGCGAUUCCAUUCGAAGAAUUCCUGUACAACAAGAAAUUAAUGCUUGUCACCACUUUGAGAGGAGGUCACAUUGCUUCUCUUGAUGGUUUCAUUGCACCAAACAAGGAGAGUUGGCUAGAGAGGACGUCGGUCCAAGUCGUUAACAGCAUGAACGAAUGGCAGGAAUCUGUAAAAAAGUAUCACAAAAUUAAUUAA